Messenger RNA from Parnassius apollo (apollo), 231 nucleotides. The record is from the annotation of a GenBank genome assembly. NCBI's taxonomy places the organism in Eukaryota, Metazoa, Arthropoda, Insecta, Lepidoptera, Papilionidae.
AUGCAUCGACUUUUUGCUGAGCUGGAGCUAUCUGUAACCGUCACCGAGCAAAACCCGGCAGACCGAGUUUGGUAUAUCUUGCGCUCAAAUAUAUUUGAUGACGCCGCACUCGAACGGCUACGACGUGAGGCUGUUCCCUCAUCAAAUGAAAAUGCUACAGCUGAGGAUGCGGUGCCACAAGUUGCAGAACAACCCGCAUACGUGGAUACCGCCGAAACCAGUGGUGGCUGA